Molecule: messenger RNA, 1203 nt
Organism: Microstroma glucosiphilum
Lineage: Eukaryota; Fungi; Basidiomycota; Exobasidiomycetes; Microstromatales; Microstromataceae
Exons: 2
Coding region: 1-1203 (400 amino acids)
Molecular function (GO): 8-oxo-dGDP phosphatase activity
Source: RefSeq, a predicted model, not a curated record
AUGACCUCCGCUUCUUUCGAGCGGCCGACGACGACGACCAAUAGCGCUGCCAGCCCAUCUACUCCUACGCUCCUCUCCAUCAUCCUACGCUGCCACAACCACCCUUACCCGCUCUUCUCCUCCCCCACUACCGACUACUUUACGCCUUUCCACCUGCACUUAGGCCCUCCCACGGCGCAGAUUGGCUUUAUACCCAAGGCUGUCUUGGCUGAGAUUCUCAAAGGUGAUGCAAAGGGGAUCUUCAUCCACUCCGAGGGCCGGGUAGGACUGGCACGCAGUCUAGACUCCUUUCAGAAGAGGAGCAACGCCCUUAAUAGCCUCGUUCGCUCCUGGCGAGAUGUCGGGCUCUUCAGAGACGCUCUCGAUGGCUGGCGCGAGGAAAUGUACGCAGUCUACUCUUCCGACUCGCAUCCAUUCAAUUCCUGGGAGAGGACUACACGGAGUGGAACAGAGGUAGGGUCAAGAGGAGCGGUAUUCGAGCUGGAGCGAGCCGCUUGCGCCCUCUUCGGCCUAGUCACCUACGGGGUGCAUCUCACUGCUUACACCCAGGAGCCAAGCAGCAGCACAAGCGCUUCUGAUGCUGACACGAGCUCGAGCUCCGACUUGCUCAAGGUCUGGGUGCCCCGUCGCUCCGCCAGCAAAGCGACCUGGCCUAGCUACCUCGACAACAGCGUCGCAGGCGGCAUCACCUCUGGUGACGCUCCCUUUGAGUCGAUUGUGCGGGAAUGUCAGGAGGAGGCUUCGCUCUCUGAGGACGUGGUUCGUGCGCGAAUCCAGCAAGCAGGAGUGGUGACGUACGUCUAUCGCACCCUGCCUCUGGAGGAGGGAGGAGGGUAUCUGCAGCCCGAGGUGCAGUACAUCUAUGAUCUUCCUCUUCCUGCACCUGACUUUGCCGAUGGCGAUGCAGAGGAAGCCAAGUUCAUUCCCAAGCCAAACGACGGUGAAGCCCAAUCCUUUGAUCUCCUCUCCGUUCCACAAAUCAUGGACCUGUUGAAAAAGGGCGAAUUCAAGCCCAAUUGCGGGCUAGUCAUGUUGGACUUUCUCAUCAGGAAGGGGGUGAUACGUGAGGGUGAGAAGGAUGUAGAAGGAUAUGUGGAAAUGCCCCAGAUCCAGCUCCAAGUCCAGCUUCCCCAGCUGGACAUCGCUCUGGAAACCCCAGGGCAUGCUCUCAUCCCAUCGCACAUGGGCAGGGCAGGACACUAG